Messenger RNA from Grus americana (Whooping crane), 1485 nucleotides. RefSeq names its product transmembrane protein 213 (gene TMEM213). The record is from RefSeq and is a predicted model, not a curated record. The transcript has 3 exons. Bases 323 to 700 code for a protein of 125 amino acids. NCBI's taxonomy places the organism in Eukaryota, Metazoa, Chordata, Aves, Gruiformes, Gruidae.
AGGGCUGGCUCCAGUGGCCUGUCCUCCCUCCGUCUGCAGCAGAUCCUGAGGAGAAACUUUCCGGCUUGACCUUCAGGGGCCCUCCGCCUGCCGCGGCACCGGCAUCCACCUCCUGCUGGAGCUGUUUUGGUCAGAGCCCUUCUCUGUCCUCACCUGGUCGUGACAGGAAAGUUCAAGCUGUCCUGGCAGCAGGAAGCUCCUUUGCUCCACCCUCUGCCCUGCACACCGGCUCUCUCAGCUUAUCCAGGAUUUCCUGCACCAGACCUGCCGGCGACAGCGACCCGACCUGUGUGGCCGCUCGGGUGGGAGCUGGACCCCCGGCAUGAAGCGCUUCUCCCACGAGCCCUGGGCAGCCUUCGCUGCGGUCUUCUUCACCAUCGUACUGUGGUACUCCUGCUCAGCAGCUGAAGAUGUCUCCAAUGUUUCAACAAGCCCCACGCUCACAACUGAGUACGAAGCACCAUGUCUUACAAAGGAAACCUGUUACGUACUUAGCCUCCCACCAGCUCACUUCAUUUCUUCGCCACCAGACGUGAACUUCUGCACGCAAGCGGCCAUGUGCUGCCCGACGGGCGUGGACGAUUACGGAUGGAUUGCUGCGGCUGUUGGCUGGAGCCUCUGGUUUCUGACUCUCAUCCUGCUCUGCGUGGGCAAGGUCAUGAAACUCCGGCCUGAUGAACCCAAAUAUUUGGUGGCCUGAAGCAGAGCAGGCCAGCAAGCAGCAGCACCUGGGAGCACUGAGGUACAGACAGACCGACAAAGCAUUUCAAUCACUUCCUAAGAAACAAAAAAGCAAGGGCACGUACCUUCAGCUAAAAAAGGCCAGAUCUAAGCAGGGCGCCCGCUGGGGCUUCAUGGUCCCUGGCAGGUCAGAGCUGCCAGCCCAGGUGUGGAGCAGGCAAGACCCUGCAAGCCACCACGUAUGUCCCACAGUACACAGAAAUCCUUCUCCCUGAGCCCCUUUAUGCCUGCUGUGAGCGCGCCAGCAGCAAUGGGAUGCUGAAGGACCAGUUACCGCUGUGUAGCACAUUGCCUUAAGAGAACCCAGUACGUAACCUCUGACUUUGAAACAGAAAGUGGGCAAAUAAAGAUAUUUUCCGGAGGAUGAUGUUACCAGAUCCAUUACUAAGCUUUAGGCCAGGUUACAUCAGUAGGUGGAUGUAACUCAUUGAUUAUACUGAGUCCUCCUCACUCACUAAAUUGCGGUAUUUUAAAGUCUAUGAACUGACACCAGUGAAAACUCUGUUAUGGAAACUUAAAGAUUGUUUGGGCUGCUUUGAAAUUAAAACUUGUUUUUCCAGUGCAGUUUAUUUGUGAACUAUUUUGUAAGAAUUUAAUGUUGGUUGUAUUUAUUCAGCUAGCACCUACCCAUGUAACUAAGCCAAGCUGAACUGUGGCAAGCAGGUUUAAACCAGCGUAUCCAAUCCAUUCACAAAACUGUUCCUAUUUAUGCAAGUUGAUAAUAAACACUCUUAUUAACGGAAA